Messenger RNA from Eruca vesicaria subsp. sativa (arugula), 975 nucleotides. The record is from the annotation of a GenBank genome assembly. NCBI's taxonomy places the organism in Eukaryota, Viridiplantae, Streptophyta, Magnoliopsida, Brassicales, Brassicaceae.
GAUCUUGCGUCUUUUCAGAUUUUCCGACAACAUCACAAAAAAAAAAAUCUCUUUUUUCCGUGUCUCUGUCCCUCUCUCUGCAGACUUUUAAAUGGAGCGGUAUGGUCGCGCCGGUGAGGAAGGGUCGCGAUCGGAUCCAUCGUUUGAAUGGACCUUUCAUGGAGGCGAAACCGGAGUCGACGCUUCGAUGUGGCGUUAGGGUUAAGCGGCGGCGGAGCUGGUGGAGGAGGAGGAGGAGGAGGAGGAGGAGGAGGAGGAGAAACGUAUCCGGAGCGACCAAUGAGCCUGAUUGUAUUUAUUACUCGCGUACCGGCGUUUGUGGGUACGGGUCAAGAUGUUGGUUUAAUCACCCACGAGAUCGUGGAGCAACGUUAUUGGAGGUGUGAGAGAGGAGGAGAUGGAGCUUUACCGGAGAGAUGGGACAACCGGUUUGUCAGGUAUCAUCAUCCCAGACAAGGAAGUGUCUUCGUCGCGCCUGUCUCUCUAAGUUACUUGGGAUAUCCGUUACGUCUGGGAGAGAAAGAGUGUUCUUACUACAUGAGAACCGGCCAGUGUAAAUUCGGUUUAAUCUGUAAAUUCAAUCAUCAUGUGCCUCAGCAGCACAAGUGGACAAACUUCCGAAACCCAGACAACAUAAAAGGCUUAUCGCCAACCACAAUGGUACUUGCGAUGAUGGGAAACGGUCUUAUGAUCCCAGGGGCACUAUUUAUCCACGAUUUGAUGUGAUAAAAGCUAAGCUUUCUCAACUAAAAGCCUUUAAGCUUAAACUAUAGUUCUUUCACACAUAGUAACAUUGUUCAUUAAACUGUAAUACAGGUUCAUCGGUUCAAUAUGGGCAACUCUCUGUUAUGGAUAUGGAACAUUUUGUGCUUAUACAUGUUAAACUGCACCAGCAAAUCAUUCUUUGUUGCGGCCACAAUUGGUUUGAUCUCAUGGAUAGGUUCAUAACACUCUUACAUCAUCAUCCUUUGUUAC